Molecule: messenger RNA, 1262 nt
Organism: Camellia sinensis
Lineage: Eukaryota; Viridiplantae; Streptophyta; Magnoliopsida; Ericales; Theaceae
Source: RefSeq, a predicted model, not a curated record
CAAUUUUGCCACUAAUGUGUUAAUUUGAAUUUAUGGGGCGUGUUUAUGGGAAUGAUGGUGUUUGUGGUUCACAUACCCAAGAAAAGCGUACUAGUAGGUUUUGGAGUUGUGGGACUGUGUUAAUGUGGGACUAAAACCACAUUGGUUUUGGGUAGCUAGUACGACGUGGGUGCGUGAAUCGGGUUUUUUGUAUGGCCCGAACUCGAAAAUGUGUUGACCCGGAAAAUCAAAUUGGUUAGGCCUGUAUAAGUGUUUUGGAAAUAGGAAUCAUCCCCAAAUUGGGAGACGAUUCGGUGGCUAGGUGCAACGUGAACCUUAUUAAUUGUUGGAAUUGCCCCCCCCCAUUUCGCAAAUUCAAAUCAACAUAAUCCCUAAACAGACGGAAGAGAUUGAAGGAAUAAUUGACCCCGAGUUUGUGCAUAUCAGAGGUGGUGUGGUUGUACUUGGCGUUGAGUGCUGUGGCGUGAAGAACACUAGUUUGGUUGGUCGGUCGGAGGUGUCUCCUGUGAAUCCGGCUUAGCGUAGUGGUAGUGGACUAGUUGAUCCAACGUGACGUGAACAAUGUAUGCGACGUGAUGACCCAGAACUCAAAAUGGUCCGUGAACGUGAACAAUGGUGUGUGAAGCGGGUUAACGUGAACGUGAACAAUGGUGCGUGAAUCCAGCUUAAACAUGAAUGUGAAUAAUGGUGAGGUAUUACUGCAAAUACCUUUUACUUGAUUAGGAAGAACCUUGUGAAGAAAUGCAUUGAGAUGUUCAAUGAGAUUGCAGAGAACAAGGAGGACUACAACAAAUUCUAUGAAGCUUUCUCCAAGAAUUUGAAGUUGGGUAUCCAUGAGGACAGCCAGAACAGGGGGAAAUUGGCUGAUUUGCUCCGAUAUCACUCAACAAAGAGCGGCGACGAGCUGACUAACUUGAAGGAUUAUAUCACGAGAAUGAAGCAAGAAGACCAUGGAGAUCAAUCCUGACAAUGGAAUUAUGGAGGAGUUGAGGAAGAGAGUUGAGGCUGACAAGAACGACAAGUCGGUGAAAGAUCUUAUGAUGCUGCUGUUUGAGACGGCGCUCUUGACUUCUGGGUUCAGUCUUGAUGAUCCAAAUACAUUUGCUGCGAGGAUUCACAUGAUGUUGAAAUUGGGUCUGAGCAUCGAGGAGGAUGAGGAAGCAGGCGAGGAUGCCGACAUGCCAGCUCUGGAAGAGGAGGCUAACGGGAUCACUCAUAGGUUAGAAAGAGAAAAGCAGAGAAGAGAGAGAAAAAGAGAAUAG